Molecule: messenger RNA, 510 nt
Organism: Penicillium salamii
Lineage: Eukaryota; Fungi; Ascomycota; Eurotiomycetes; Eurotiales; Aspergillaceae
Source: the annotation of a GenBank genome assembly
AUGAACGAAGAGCAAUACGAACCAACUCACACUGCCCAAGGUGCCGUAGGCGGCGGGUCCUCAACUGGAGCGCCAGGUCUUCCCACCGGGCUCCGCGACCAACGCUCCCACUACGAUACCACUAAAGGCGUCAACCCAUCCACAGGAGCCAGCUACUCCAAGUCUUCUGCUGGCGGACCAACCCAGAACCACCAACGGCCAUUGUCACCCUCGCCCGCACGAAGCGACGAUCGCAUCGUGGCCGAUGAACCGCUGCCGCAUACGGCUAGCACGGCGCAACGGGCGGAGAUCCAAGAUCAGUCCCGGGGCUCUCGGGCCGGAAAUGGAAUCGGCAAGGGGAUUUUAGGGGCUGCCGCCUCAGUUCAUGGGGCUGGGGAGUCGCUGCGUGGGGCCUUGAAUACGGCUGUCGAUCGGGCGUUUGGGUCUCAUGAGGGGGCGGAGCGGAAUCAACAGAUCGCCGACAAAGGGGCGGAGGAGAUUCGCUCGAAGCAGUUCUCGCACUCGAAUUAG